AUCCUAGUGUGCACAGUGCCGCAGUCAUGGUGGAAAAAAGUAAGGUGGCCAAACUGGUGUAGAUGCUUUUUCCGACCACUAUUUCCCUUUGUGAUUUCGUUUAUUUUUGGUAACUACGUGAUUAGAACGGCUGGUGUGUGAUAAAAAUGUGUUUGCGCUCGGCAUUCAGCAACGAUAGGUGAAGAAAAUCCAAUCAGCGUUUGAUAAGAGUCCAAAUGUGAAGCGCAGGAGAAAGAGCCAAGCAACAGCAACGCGAAGAGCGAAUAGAAAUGAAAAAUCCUUAUCCGUACAGCGUUGUCCCGGAAACGAAGCACUUCCCUGGCCGCAAUUGAUUAUUGCGCUUUGGUCGAAUGAAAACGCAGGCCACGCGUGGAUAAGCGUUGGGAAUUUCGAUCAACAGCAUCAGGCCGGGUGCGUGUUUGGUUCGGGUAGAAUUUUGCGUGGUACCGAAAAGCACCAAUAACUGUGUGUUGUGUGUCGCAGCGUGAAUGCGUGUGUGGGCGACGAUUGUGUGUAGAGUUGAGCAAUGUGUAUGUGCUGCUUGCAGCUCCCGUUUUUGAUGCAGUGCCAUGUUUUCGAUACGAAGAAUUAGUGUAAAAGGCGUAGCUUGUGUGUGAGGGCGCAAGGCAUUAUAGAACAAGUGUUGGGGGCGGUGUGAAAGAAGAAAGUGACCCAUCGUGUGUGUGUGUGAGAGAGAGAGAGAGUGUUGAGAACAAUAGACCAUCAGCAGCAGCGUCCAUGCAUUCGAUCAACUUGGAGCACUACGACGGGGAAGAAGGAUUGGCGAAAUCGACGAGAAGCAGCAAUCCCUCCUCCCCGGUGGAGUGCAUUGUGGAGGAAGAAGAGAAGGGUGUGAAGGUGGAAGAAGACGACGACGAGGUGGAAUGUUCCCGGGAAGACAAGCUGGAUGAAACGGACGAAAAUGAUAACAGCAGCAAGAGCAGCCAGCGCCGAAUGGUCCAAAUGAAAUCGACAGCGUACGGACGACUAAUCCACAGCACGUCGCUCGGUGCAUCUUCAUCGCUAAAACAGCAAGCCAUGAAGCUGGAAGCGCCGAUCGGCGGCGGCGUCGGCGCAACUGGCAGCCCGCAGAACAGUAAUAUUAUAUUUCAUCGAACGUACAACAAAAAGCCCUCGCAGACCGUGUCCCGAAUGAGCAGUUCCGAGAAUGGCUCGGGCAGCCUGUCACCGGCACUGCGUCCCGUGAUUUGUGUGGAGGAUAUUCGACUGCGUAUUGGUUUGCCAAAUCGCCAUGGAAACGAACCCUUGCGAACGGACAGCUUAAGCCAUACUACAGAUGUCGCUGCCAGCCGGCUCAACAAUUCGCAGUCUUGCAUCAUCAGACGGUCGUUUCAUAAGGAAAGCCUUAUGACCUUCGGCAUUGCCAAAAUUCGGCUUGAGCAGGAAGCCUCCCGCUCAGAUGGUGGUGGCGGCGGCGGUAGGGACGGAAGCAGAAAACGUGUCACUUAUUCCGCCGGAAAGAAGGAACGUCAUGUAACAACAGCGACGGCACCCGUUUCAGGGAGGCAAGCAGUUGAUAACGAACCACCGCAAACCGGCGACGAUAUGGAGAUUUGCGAAGAACCGGCGGUAGAUCAACUGCAAGGCCAAGAAUUGUUAACGUGCAAUGCGGAAGAUGCGGUCGAAGCAAGCUCGAUGGCCAACUCGUACGGUGAUGAGGAUAGUUCCGGUUGGUCGAAACAUUUCUCCACCCGGCCCAGUUUGGCGCAGAGGUUGCAAACGUCGGCCGACGGUCAACCGACCGCACUGAGCGAGUUUGACCUGAUGCUGCAAAAGAUCAACCAAAGCGUACCGCCCAUGUCGCACCUGGAUCGCAUCGAUCAGUGGCGUGUGACGGCGGAAGAUUUGCUACAUUCGAUUCCCACCAAGGCGCAGAUCGAAACGAGCUCCUCGUGGUCGUGUGCCAAGCGUCCCUACUACUACGAUGAAGCUGACGGUUCAAGCGAUGACGAUUCGGACACGCUGGACGAUACGGCCGGAGCGGCAGCAGCAGCAGCAACAACAGCAACGCCAGAUGGUCCUUCCACCAGUUCGGGACUGUCGAGAGGCGUUAAAAAGAGACGGCCGACUGAUGAUGCGAUGGCGGCACCAGUGGAUUCACCAAACACAGCCAUAGCUACCCCUAUGACGACAACGCUUCUGCUCGGGACGGACGACGACAAUAAAGGGUUGGAUUUUCGGAAAAGUCAAGUUAAUCCAGAAAUCGAUAAACCGAUCAAGCUGCUCGAAAAAACGAUUCCGGUGCGUAUUUUGAUGAGGAAAAAUUACUACAAACUCCCAACGCGGUACCAGGCGUGUACGGAUAGCGAACCACCCGAUGGCGCGCGUACGGAAGAAUCGAAUCCAUCCUUGUCCUGCUCUGACGGUGGACGGUACAAAUCUAACCCGUACGCGUAUCUUCUCAGUCGCGAUGAGGAAGAGCGGGAAAAGUUUUUGCAGUAUCUUCGCAUUAGUCCGGUGUUUCGAACGGCUGAGGUGACGGCGGCUGGAAAGCGAAUCGGACCCGAUGGACAGGGUGAUAAAUGUGGGGCUGCUGCUACCGGUGCUGUUGGUUCGAGUGAAUCGAGCACAGGCAUGAACCCGCCCCCCAUCCAAGCGGUACAUUCGGCGAAACCGAAGACGAAGCCUAGACCGAAAGUGAAACAAAGCAAACGGAAGCCAACGUCCAAGCAUAGAACCCAUCCGUCGAUUAUUGCCAGCAGUGGUUUGCGAGGCGUUCGACGGCUCGUUCUCAGUAGCUCGCUGCGAAGUGGCAAAGUGAUACGGUACCGAAAUGGCGGCACUCACGAACGGCCACUCACCAAAUCGAGAAGCAGGACAACGGCGGUGGUGAAGAAGCUUUCUACCGACGCGCCAGUCGAAAGGAAUCCGUCACGAGGGAAAGAGGAGGUGAAUAAGGAUCAUCCCGAGGAAGACGAAGGCGAUCUGCAGCAGCAGCAGCAGCAGCAGCUUGCAUCUUCUUCGCUACCUUCAACGUCCACGUCUACGUCCCUGAUGACCAAGAAGGGCAAAAGCUCAGCGCACCGGCAUCGCUGCUCGGUUGACAGUGCGGUCAGCAGCUCCACCAGUGCGGAAAUGCACGAACAGCAGCAGGUGGUUGGCAAUCGAUCGAAGGAAUGUCAAACGAUCGAAAGCAUUCCCCCGGAACAGGCACCAGCCCCGGUGCCGGUUGUCAAUGAAGGCAAGCGCAUGCGAAACCCACUGAACCGUGCGGAUGGUGAAGUGCUGCAUCUGUUCCUGCUGGACGAACAGCUCGUUGUGGUGCAGAAGGAACUCGUGAGCUUCUGGCGCUACUCGAGAUUGAGCGUUUUUCUCGGCGUGAAGCAGGAAUGGCAACGGCGAGCUCAAAUUCGGCGCUGGAAUCGUGAUACGGAGGUGGAUGUGCAGAACGCGCAUCGGAUCGUGCUGAACAAGCAAGAUCCGAUCUAUCUGGAACCGAGGGCACGAAAUUUGAGUGACGACAAGUCGCGCAUCUGCCCACUAGCGUCGAUUUACGUGAAUGCGUACUUCCUGGACACGGUGCCGGUGGCGAAGGUGGCUAAGGUUAGUGAGGGAAACGUACCGAUCGCCGCCAGCGUGGACGAUGAGGAGAAUGGUUCGGAUGAGUACGAAGAGCUGGUGCGGUUGAAAUCGUUCCAGCUGGACACAGUCAAAAGCUCAUUGGAUGAUAUCCGCUUUAUGCCAUUGCCGAACACGCGCGACUUUCUCAUCUGCUGGCACGAGCACGUAUCGGAGCUCGAGUCACGCACCGGUCUCUGCAAGUACAGUCUGACGGCGGACCUGCAAACGCUGGCCUGCAUACGUGACUUUAUGAACGUGAAGCAGAAGCUAACGACGCUGAAAUGCAUCAACGAUAAGAAGCUGAUCGGGAUGGGACAAACCACCGUCCAUAUUUGGUGCUACGAGAGUGGGUUUAUCCUCCACACGGUCGACAUGAAGAUGGAGCUAGGAAUAAACGUCUGUUGCUUCCUACACAUUGAAGAGAACAACGACAACACGCUUUUGAUGUUGCAAAUGCACCCACCGGAUGAUCCUGCGACGAGCCAUAACCGUCGGCUGAUGAAAGUGAUCGCCCUCAAUCUGUACAAAGCGACGUGGUACAUUGCGCACAGCUACGAGAUUGCCCUUGCUUCGAAGAGUAUUACCAGUGAAAGCCAACAGUGGUCACUGGACGAAAGCAAUGCCAGCCAUCGCCACUGUUUGACGUUCGACAGUGGAGAACUGCUGACGAUCAGUCUAAACGAUCCCACCGUCUGCUGGACGAACCAUCAGCGACUGGAGAAGGAUCUGCAGCGUGCGGACAAUGGUUCGCUGCACAUCUACAGCCGGCUGCGCAGUAACGACAGUGGUGGCAGCGAUCUGUACCGUCCGCGCGAACGUAUUCUCAACGCUGGCCAUUGGAACGGGGGACGUGAUUUGGUAUUUUUGAGCGAUCAAUUCCUGACCGUGAAGGCGAUCGAUGAGUAUAUGGUGGAAGAGGGUAAAAGAUAGAGAGACCAGAGGCUUUCGGCGGGGUUGGUUGGUUGGUCAGAAGGGAGAAGGCUUGGAUUAUUGUUUGAUUCUUUUGUUCCUAUUUUAUGACGUUGUUUACGGACUUGCAAGCUAAUAAGUAUUUGUAAGCCGUUUUGUAUUGCGCUUACUUACUGCUUUCGAUUGCUAUCGAACGUAUAUCUGAAGGACUAUUUCAUUUUCAUGUAUUUGUUUUUGUUGUCGUUCUGCUUCAAUCUACCGCAAAUAUGUGGUGGUACUAAAUUUGGAUGACUGACCGACCGGUUCCGAUUUAUUUUUUAUUUUUAUUUCAAGAAUAGUGUCCUUUCCCUAUGAAUCCAUUACCGCAUCAAGCAGAUCGUUGUAGACAAAUGUGGCAGCAUGUGUGAGUGUGUUGCAGCUGAAAUAUUUACACACAAGCAUAUUUGGCCCCUGGUCCGAAAUGCUUUGCUUUCGGUAUGAUAAGAUAAUUGUGAACCCUUGGGGAAACAAACUGCGGUCUGGCAUCAAUAGGAAAGUGUUGUAGAACAAUGUUCAAACUAGUAUUUAUUGUGUUCCUUUCUAUCGUUUCUUCUGCUAAUCGAUGUUCGGUUAGAUUUCUCUAUGGCGGGUGUUGGUUUGCCCGCGCUAAAAGUAUGAUGUGUGUGUGUUUGUGAUCCGUUAAGCAUUAUGUGUAUGUGGGAUACUGUACAUAAUAAUCGUGGUGGUAUACCGCAACGUUUGACAAACAAUGCGGUAGUAAAUGGACGCGAACGGAUAAAAGGAAAGCAAAAAUUAAUAUAUAAAGAAUAACGAAAUUAGGCAACUGAACUGAGGAAGUGUGCUCUACGCGGGGAGGAAACUGGAAAAUGGAGUAAUAAAGAGGGUGAUACUAAGCCUCCUCAAGAUCUCGCUUACUAA
Molecule: messenger RNA, 5409 nt
Organism: Anopheles stephensi (Asian malaria mosquito)
Lineage: Eukaryota; Metazoa; Arthropoda; Insecta; Diptera; Culicidae
Exons: 6
Coding region: 739-4512 (1257 amino acids)
Molecular function (GO): protein binding
Source: RefSeq, a predicted model, not a curated record